AAAUUUCGAUAAGUCAAAAAGCUUGCUUCUUCAAGCACCAAUAAGGAACUAACAAGCAUUAUCAACUUUGUAAAAAAUGAGAAAAAACAUCCUUCAAAUUGGACGCACCCUUGGUAACAAGAAGGUUGCUGCUCCUUUACUUCUUGCCACACAAACUCAUCAACAAGAAAGUAACUUCUCAACAAUCAACAAUACACAAUUACAUGGUGGAUUGAAAGAUAAGGACCGUAUUUUUACAAACUUGUAUGAAAACUUUGAUAGACAUAUUGAUGGUGCCAUGAAGAGGGGUGAUUGGUUUAAGACUAAAGAUUUAAUCAACAAAGGACCUGACUGGAUUAUUGACCAAAUUAAAAAAUCAGGACUUAGAGGUCGUGGUGGUGCUGGUUUCAACUCUGGUUUGAAGUAUUCUUUCAUGCCAAAGUCUAAUCCUGAUGGACGUCCAUCAUACCUUGUUAUUAACUCUGACGAAUCCGAACCAGGUACUUGUAAGGAUAGAGAAAUUGUUAGAAAUGAUCCACAUAAAUUAGUUGAAGGUGCUCUUUUGGUCGGUUUUGGUAUGAGAGCUAGAGCUGCUUAUAUUUACAUUCGUGGUGAAUUCUACAAUGAAUCAAGAAGAUUGCAAGAAGCCAUUGAUGAAGCCUAUCAAAAGGGUUUCCUUGGUAAGAAUGCAUGCGGAACUGGAUAUGAAUUUGAUGUAUAUGUCCAUCGUGGUGCUGGUGCUUAUAUUUGCGGUGAAGAAACUGCUUUAAUUGAAUCAAUUGAAGGUAAGCAAGGUAAACCAAGAUUGAAGCCUCCUUUCCCUGCUGGUGUUGGUUUGUUCUCUUGUCCAACUACUGUCACCAAUGUUGAAACUGUUGCUGUCGUUCCAACAAUUUUGAGAAGAUCUCCUGAAUGGUUUGCCGGUUUUGGUAGAAAGAAUAAUGCUGGUACCAAACUUUAUGCUAUUUCUGGUCACGUUAACACUCCUUGUGUUGUUGAAGAAGAAAUGAGUAUUCCAUUGAAGGAACUUAUUGAAAGACAUGCUGGAGGUGUUCGUGGUGGAUGGGACAAUUUAUUGGCUAUCAUUCCAGGUGGUAGUUCAGUUCCACUCAUUCCAAAGGAAAUUUGUGAAACUGUUCUCAUGGACUUUGAUGCUCUCAGAGAAGUUCAAUCUGGUUUGGGUACUGCUGCCGUCAUGGUUAUGGAUAAGUCAACUGAUAUUGUUGAUGCUAUUGCUCGUCUUUCUAAAUUCUAUGCCCAUGAAAGUUGUGGUCAAUGUACUCCAUGUAGAGAAGGUACUGGUUGGUUGUUGAACAUGAUGGACAGAAUGGUUAAGGGUAAUGCCGAAAUUGAAGAAAUUGAUACAUUGGAAGAAGUUUCUCGUCAAAUUGAAGGUCACACAAUUUGUGCUUUGGGUGAUGCUGCUGCUUGGCCAGUGCAAGGUUUGAUUCGUCACUUCAGAGGUGAAAUGGAAGAUAGAAUUAAGAAGUACAAGAAUGCUGAAAAGGCUAAGAGAGCUAGAAAUCAUAUUGUUCAUUAAAUCUUUGGAGGGCUUUCAAAAACAAAAGGGUGCUUGCCAAUUAAAUAAAAUAUAAAAAAACAAAUUAUU
This is a messenger RNA of Naegleria gruberi, 1588 nucleotides long. RefSeq lists its product as uncharacterized. Gene Ontology annotation, biological process: mitochondrial electron transport, NADH to ubiquinone. The record is from RefSeq and is a predicted model, not a curated record. The transcript is spliced from 2 exons. Bases 77 to 1519 code for a protein of 480 amino acids. Gene Ontology annotation, molecular function: 4 iron, 4 sulfur cluster binding; NAD binding; FMN binding. Lineage: Eukaryota; Heterolobosea; Eutetramitea; Acrasida; Naegleriidae.